CCGUGUGGAUGUGCACUCGUGUCACUUGCUUCAGGCAGACACAGCGUCUCUUUAGUGGGAGCCUCCUCUGGGGAUGGUGCGCACCUGAGGACGCUGAGCCUGGCCAGGACAUUCUUUGCAGGCUUGUCUGAUGGGGAAACUGCAGCACAGAAAGGUAAAAUGACUUGUCCCUUGUCACCCAGCAGGCUAGUGGAAGAGCCAAGAACAGAGCCAAGAUCUUCUGGGUUCCAGUCCACUCCUGUGCUGUGAACAAGGCAAAAGGGAGCAACAUGGUGAUAAAAUGCUCUUCAUGAAUGCCCUUAAUGUGAGCCAUCUGGAAGGAAUAACAUAACCCUUGUCUAUAAACACCACCCAAGUAUAUUAUCAGUUUCAGUUGACUUUUAAGGGAGACCAUCCGAUUAGGAGAAGAGCUGAAGAGAAGACAAACAAAAGGUAACUUCUUCAACCAGUCCCACUGUGCUUGUGAAGACCUUCAAUGUGACUGUGGUUUUGGUGUGGCACAUAGUCCAGCAUAUUCAUAAUUCCCUCCAGGCUAUAUAAAAUGAGCAUGGUGAUGCCCUGGUUGCUGCUGCUGCUGCUUCUGCUUGUGAGCUUUGGUUUACCUGCACCUAGACUUUCAGACAAGGACAUCUGCCUCUUAGACAACAAUAAGUUAAAACAGAAAUUAAAAUUCUUCCAAGACUUGCUUCACUUAUAUGAACUACAGCUGAAGGACCUCUUGGAGAACAACUAUCAUAGAACAAAGAGCAAGGUCUUCUCGGUCAGCAGGAGUAGGCAGCCUGCGGUACUUCUACCUCCAACUAGUGGAAAUCUUAUAGUCUAUGAUCAAGAUUGCUCUGCAGUGUUUAAUAGUAAAAAAACGGAAAAUGGAUAUUACCGGAUAAGGCCCAGCCCAGAGCAAGAACCUUUCCUGGUUUAUUGUGACAUGUCUGAUGGAGGUGGCUGGACUGUGAUACAGCGACGCAGUAAUGGCAGAGAGAAUUUCAACAGGAAGUGGGCUGAUUACAAACUAGGAUUUGGACGAUUUCAAAGCAAAAACGACGAAUACUGGCUAGGCAAUGAUCACAUCCAUGACUUGUUGGUUAGAGAGGAAAACAUGUUAAAAAUUGACCUGAUGGACUGGCAUGGAGAGAAACGAUAUGCUAUCUAUGAAAACUUCCAGAUCAAGAAUGAGCAGGACAAUUACAGGCUGUGGUUUGGCACCUAUUCUGGUAAUGCUGGCGACGCUCUGUCUGGUGGGAGCAACUUUAGAGAACAGUGGUCUGCAUCACUCAGUGGGAUGCAGUUUACCACGUCAGACAAGGAUCAUGAUAGAUUCUUAACAGGCAACUGUGCAAAGGAGAACAACUGCGGUUGGUGGUUUAACAGAUGCCAUGCAGCAAAUCUCAAUGGACAAUAUUAUAAGGGAGGAAACUACACUGGACCCCAAGAUAAUGGAGUGGUUUGGUCAUCCUGGCAUGGGUUCUGGUACUCACUGAAAUAUACGGUCAUGAAAGUUAGGCUUCCAUCUUUUGUCAACAUAGCGAGUGGAAAUGGUGAGAACAGUUAGGACAACGAGAACCUGCAUCUUUGGAGAGCACAUAGAGGGGAAAAGAUUUUAAAGAUUAAGGACCAGUCCAUCACCUGCUGUAAAUGAACAGUCCUGCACUGUAGAAAGUAAAGCUUCAUCCGUUUCUACCAGCUGAGGAUCAAGGCACAAGUUCUUACAGCACAUCAGUCAUUUGAUCUACUGGAGAACAUGAGGCUCUCUUUCAUUCAUGGUAAAACCAAUGGAAAUGCUUCAAGUUUCUUUUCCAGAGAACUCUGAGGCUUUAGUGGAGAGUGGUUAACCAUCACUUCACAGGAUACACUCUGCACUUUGCAGGACCAAAUCUUUCUCACCUUGAUUUCAGUGGUCAAGUGAGAUGAGCAGUCUGAGAACCUAGAAACAGAACAGGGUGGCAGAGAUCUGCAAUUCAAAGCUGUCAGCUAUAGGGAGGCUUCAAAUUCAGAUUAUUUCUUAAAGUGCUUUUUACAAUGCUUAAAAUGAAGGUAAGUAUUCUUAGGAUUUUUUUUAAAUUCAAUUACACUGUGUUCAUAAAUUAUUGUGCAGUGUGGUAGACAACUUUAUACUCCAGAAAGUGAAAAUGAUUAGAAACACAAGCCAGAGUGUUCACUUCCACUUCCUUAUCCAAAUAACAGUGAAACAAAAAGAAUGAGCAGCACAAAUAAAGGACCAUAAGAAAUAUAAGGCUGAAAAUUACUUCUCACCAAUAAUUAAGUGGUUAGUAACAAAAGUCAGGAAUGAAAAAUACUUUGGACUUGAGGCAAAUGAUUUCCCUUCCAUGUAGCACAAGUCUAUAUUUUGUAUUAUUAUAAAUAUGAUCUUUUAAACUAGUUGUUCUUUUCAGUUUAUUUUACAUUUAGAUCAAUACAUAUCAUAAUUUGUAUUAAACAUCCAUAAAAUAUGAAUUAAAAUAAUCUGAAUGGAACAUUAUAUUGCAUCUGUCCUUAAACAAUACUGAGAUGGACAAAGAUCUGGAUGGAAAGUCAGGAGUUCCUAAGGGAGGUGAUGCUCCAAGACAUUUAACUCGCAUUCUUGUCUCUGGUUCUAGUGAUUUUUUUCAGGGUCCAUAAGACUAGCUUAAUUUUUUUUAAUUGAGCAGCAUUAGAACAGCUGUAGAGACUCACAGAGGUUCAGUGUAAAAUCUGUUAUGUUCAGUCUCCUGGUGGCUUAUCUAAUGUUUUAUGAUAACCCCCACACUGGACAUAUAAGGACUCUUACACCUGUUUAGAAAAGACCUAAAUGACAUCCUGUUUGAGAUAAGGGCCAAAGUUGGCCUCAGUCAGCAGUGUGUUCACAAGUGUGGCUUAGGUCAGGAGGCUGCAUCAUAGAGUGAAUGCAACGAAAGCCUUGACUCCAAGCAUAUCAAAUAUUCAUGUGAAAGGAGAAUCAUGAAUGGUGCCAAUAUUUACUCUUGUGACUAAAGGCGCCGGAGUGGAGUUGAAAACUAGUGCUGUUCCUUUCUCUGUUCCAGCUGUUCUCAAUCUUUUUAGACUCAAAGUCCCCUUGAUAGACUUGAGGCAUCACCCAGAAAAUGCCAGCUCUUAGUUUUCACUCUAUUUUUUAUUACAGAAAAAGAGCAGUUUUUCUGUUGCAAAGCACUCAAAAAGACCACAACAGUGGAUUUGUUUGAAAUCUCUCGGUUUAUCUGGUGAAUUGUGUUUGCAAAACACCCUGAGGCACUCUUGAAAGGAUCUCAAGACACCCUGAAGUGCUAUGGUACCCUGGUUGAGAAUUACUGCUCUAUUCAUCUGUACUUCUCUGGAAUGUCUUAGUGUGGGUUCCUAGGUACCUAGAGCAUUGUGGUAAAUCAGAGGUUAUCAAAACAAAUUGGUGCAAGCCUAUGAGUCCCUAUCAACCUUAACUUUAACAUACAGUACAACUGGGCUGCCCUUGACAGUAUCCAGUAGCAAUGAGGCUAUUUCUAUCAAUGCAGAAAGCAGAGACUAGGUUGAGUGCAAUAUUUGCUUGCCAUCAGUCUACUCAGGAAGAUGCUAGCACUUCUAAUAAAUACUACUGCUCUAACUGGCUGCUGGAGACAUUUCCCAAAACAGGAUUACAGAAGGGUAGUUAUGUACAGCAGGAUGCUGAAAUUAAUGUCAGUGCCAAAAAGCCAGCGCUAUGCUUGCACAAGUGAUCACUGAGCACCUGAAAGUGCUAAAUACAGGUAAAAUCCAGUCAAUAAAACAUUGUAAAACAUACGAUUGACUUAGAACAAGAUCCUACACAGCCAAAAGCGAUUCCACGCCCCCCUGCCCCCCCCAAAAAAGUAGUCCCACCUUCUACCUAUCAUUCAUUUUUAUGAGAGACAGAGCUAGAGGGAUCUUGGGAGGUUUUCCAGCACUUUGUCUAGGGACUGUCAUGUCUAAGACAAGUGAAUAAGAAACAUUUUGCUUGUUACACAGGCACCCUCCAUAGUGAAUAAGAAACAUUUUGCUUGUUACACAGGGCCAAGAGUCCUGCUGGCCUGGUACAUAUUUGAUCCAAGUUAGGAAGCUGUGCUCAUAUAUACAUAUAUAUGCUCAUGCAGUCCGUCAGCAUGUCUUUCCCAGUAGGACUUGGGUGGUAGUACAGGUCCCUGCUUUGGGAGCCUCACUUGGCAAGUUGCAGACUGUAAAACAGUCCUUGGAACUCUGCAGUUCUAAAUUAGACAGAUCGCUCCUCUGAAGCGACAACAGGCUGCACACGAUCUGAUUUACCUUGACAUACAGUUGGGAAAUAACCUCAGUAAUAGUCUCAAGGCCUGAUCUCAAGCCCACUAAAGUCAGUGGAAAGACUUGAUAAUUUGGAUGUGUUCUGGACUGGUCCUCAAGCAUGAAUGUGUUAUGAGACACUUUGCAUAAUAAUCACUGUAGUCUUCCAUUUUCAGGAUGUUAUUUAAUACAAGCCUGGUCCUCACGCAACGGUACACUUGUGAAAAUCCAAUUCUGGAAUGGCCUAAACUUUCACAAUGCUGCAUAUUGGAACAGGCCUUAAGAAAGAGAUGACUCCUAUCGUAGUGCAAGCUAUACAUGUCCUAAUGGCAGGUGGGAAGAUGUUACACAUUCCAGAUGAAGUCUGUGCAAAAUGAAGCAUUUAAUCACAUUGAAUCAAAUCCCAAGAUCCUUGCUCUGUUUUUGCUAUUGCAAUGAGCCAUAGCAAGAUGUGCAAGAGCUGAUGAUCAGUGUUCACCCUGAGCAUAUCAGCAUGGUACCUACCCUAAGCAGGUGUGCCUUAUUAUUAUGCUGUCAUUUUCUUAAUAAAAACUGGGUAUGUUUGUGAAAUGAAAAACAGUUCCUUGUAAAAGGAUCAGAAAGAGUAGGAUGGAGAAGGAUAUAACAGUGUAAAAGCCAUGGGUGCCUAUACAUGUGUUCAGGGGUGGUGAGGGACCAUUGUAAUUACAGGGGUAUCCCAAGAUUAGCUCUAAUUAAAAUGGCUCACUGUCAC
This is a messenger RNA of Alligator sinensis (Chinese alligator), 4969 nucleotides long. RefSeq names its product fibrinogen-like protein 1. Lineage: Eukaryota; Metazoa; Chordata; Crocodylia; Alligatoridae. The coding region runs from base 542 to 1549 and encodes 335 amino acids. The record is from RefSeq and is a predicted model, not a curated record. The transcript is spliced from 10 exons.